CAUGGUAGCUAGCUCUACGUGUUUUUUUGCAAGUCUUACAAAACGCUGCAAACUUAAGAAACCAUUUAUUCUUCCAUGAGCACCAUAUUAAAAUCCAUUUUAGAUUUGAAUUUACAAAGAUGAGUUACGCUUUAGCCGUCCGCAAAAUGCAAUUUAGAUUCAGUUAGACUAGUACUUUGGAACGAUUUUGCCUAAACUGUUCAUUUGUGACUAAUAAUUUAUAGUCUACAUCGUAUUGUUUAGUGUGACUCUAGUAACGUCAUACGAUCAAAUGUAAUGUUUCAUAAAUGUGUUUCUAACCCUUUCAUUUCAGUGGGGAAACGUAAAACACCCAUUCUGGAUGCUAAACAGCACGUUUGUGCAAGACGAGACAAGAGUAUACUAGAGAGCAGAUUCUUAAAUGCUAUUAAAGGAUAUGGAGUGUUUGCUACCGCACUUAUCGAGGAGGGAAGUUUCAUUGCCGAAUACAGAGGCGCUCUGCGAGAUGCAGGGAAAUGUGUUCCCGAUGCGUAUUCCUACUACUUUAUAUAUAACGACACUCGGUAUUGUGGUUGUGUAUGGGAGGCCCUGCUCAGUUUGAUAAUGGCAAAGAGCGAGGGGUAACGAAGUGUGAGGAGCAGUCAUCACAUUCAGAAACUACGGACCAAAUGGGUUGUGAAAUGGAGGAACCAUCAUGCAGUGCUAAAGGUCAUCAAAGUCAGUCAUCUGAACAAAUGACAUGUGAAAUAGAACAGGUGGAGGGUGAGAAAGAGGCCCUUAACAGUCAGGCUGCAGAACAGGCUCAGCUGGAGAUGCAGAAGGAGACGGGCAUGGGAGUGGAGCCAUGUGUGGAAGAAGAGUGUCUCACAGAAGCUGCUGAACAGAAAAUGUAUGAAGAGGGGAAGAAUAUGUGUGAGAAUGAAUCACCUCAAAUGCAGACAGCCAAACAGAUGGCUCGGGAAGAGGCGCAGCACACACGCUCAUCUCAGACUAACAGGGCCAAGGAGUCAUCUCUAGCUGAGCAGGAUGUAUGUGAUAUCGAGCUGGAAAGUAAUGAAGGUGUCUCAUCAGAUGAGGAAUUUGUACCUGAAUCUGACCCAGAGUCAGAUAGUGAUUUUGAUGCAGAGAAGCCAGUGGCUAAAGCUUCAGACACAUCAAAGGAUGUGGAGGAAGAGAUUAUGCCGCCAAAUCAGAAAAAUCAUUUAGUCACACAGGCUGCAAAAGAGAACUUCUGCUUUGUGUGUGGUAAGGCUUCCUCAAAAAUAGCAAGACAUUUAAAAGUGCACAGAAAAGACAACUUUGAAAUUGACAGUGCUUUUAAACUUCGGAAGUCAUCAAAAGAAAGGAAACGAAUCUUAGAAGUACUAAGGAACAGAGGCAAUUACCAGCAUAACGCCAAAGUCUGUAGGAAUCGUUCUGGCUUGAUCAAGGUUAAUCGAACACCAAGAGAGAAGUUUGAAUACUACAUGUACUGUAAAGGGCUAUAUAUGCGGAAGGAACUCUGGAGACAUGUAAGACGCUGCACAUCUAACCCUGAGAGAGAUGCGGUAAAAGGCGCAAAGGCCAGAGUUUUGGGUCUGGCAGCUAUGGCCCAGUGCCCUCACCUGCAGCAUGUUUCAGAUGAUGUGAAGAAAAUACUUUGUGAUAUGCAUCAGGAUGAAGUUGCACAGGGUGUCAGAAAUGAUGAGUAUGUACUGGGCCUAGCGCAAUAUGUUAUAGACAAAAAGAGCAACAGCAAAGAAAGGCAUGAGUUUGUUGGACAUUCCCUUAGAUGUAUUGGAAAGUUUUUGAACAUCUUGCACAAGAAAACCUCGAUAAGGAACCUAGCUGAGGCUAUAAAGCCAAGCAGAUUUCCAGAGGUUACUGAAGCAGUGAAAGAACUUGCUGAGUAUAACAUGGAAACAAAUUCCUUUGCAAUACCAAGCCUUGCACGCAGUGUUGGAUUGACUCUGAGGAAAUUUUGCAUCUUGACUGCAGAGAAAGCAUUUGCAGUUAAAGACAAAACACUAAUAGAAUCAACUGGUAGAUUUUUUACACUUUUUGAUGAUGCACGGUCACAGUUUGCUUUAGGGGCCAAAAAACCCCACCCAGCUUUCAUCAAGCCUCCCUUACUCCCUUUUGUCAAGGAUGUCAGGUUAUUUCAUUGCUACCUUGAAAAGGAAAUGCAAUGUACAGUGCAAGAACUGAGAGAGAAACCAAGUGCUCAAAGCUAUGCCAACCUUUCUAAAGUGAUGCUAGCCCAGAUUUUGAUGUUUAACCGCAGACUUGGGGAAAUCUCUAAUUUGACCAUCAAAGUUUUCCAGGAGAGAGACAAGGAACAGGUCUCUGACACCUCUGAUGAACUCACAGAAUUUGAGAAGGAGUUGUUUAAAGAUCACUGCAAACUUCAUGUUAUGCAGAAAAUAGGAAGCCAAGCAACAAUCAUACUAACUCCAGACAUGGUCAGUGCACUGAUGCUCUUGAUUGAGAAAAGAAAGCAAUGCGGCGUCUAUGAUGGCAACAGAUUUGUUUUUGGCCGCAUCAAAGGCUUUGGGUACUACAGGGGAGAAAACGCUCUAAGGAUCUGUGCCAAUGAAUGUUGUGCAAUGAAUCCCGACCAGCUGAUAUCUACUGAGUUCAGCAAACACAUCGCUACACUCACCCAAGUCCUCAGCCUGAAGAACCAUGAGCUAGGGAUACUAGCAAAGUUCAUUGGCUAUGAUAUAAGUGCCCGUAAGGAGUACUACAGGCAGCCUGAGGCCACUGCUCGUUUGGCCAAAAUCUGCAAGCUCAUUUUGGCUAUUGAGAAGGGGAGCACUUCUGACCUGCUUGGAGAGUCUCUAGAUGACGUUGUACUAUCAGAUGAGAUUAACGAGAGUGACACUGAAGCAGAAGAUUUUGAAGAUGAAGAAUUGGUGAUCUUAAAAAGGAGCAUCCUAUCUAAAAGCCAUAAGAAGGAUUCUGGAUCUACAGCCAAAGAAGGGGUUGAAGGCUCUAUGGGACAUUUGAACCUCACACUGGAAAUUUUGUGGUGUUCAUCACAGCAGCGUGUAAAGCAGAUGUGAGAGCUGCCAAACAGGUGAACCUACACACAGCCGUGAGAGCUGCCAAACAGGUGAACCUACACACAGCCGUGAGAGCUGCCAAACAGGUGAACCUACACACAGCCGUGAGAGCUGCCAAACAGGUGAACCUACACACAGCCGUGAGAGCUGCCAAACAGGUGAACCUACACACAGCCGUCUUCACACUUAGUCAUAGACAGAACUAUCAGAAGAGGGAGCUGUGUAUUCCUAAUAGGUGCUUAGUGGAUGACCAAAGCUUUAGUUCUUUAGUUCUUCAGCUCCUGUUGGUGCUGUAGACAAGCUCUAACACUUUGCAUCUGAGCCUUUUAUAAGGCAUAAAACAUGGGUCACAUGGUACAUACAGUUUCAGCUGCAGUUUAGUAUCAAAAAUGGCAACCAAGAGUCAUCAUAUGACAUUCAACAAAUGUGGAAUAGUGGAAAGUAAAAGUGGCAGCGGGACAUCAAUGGCAGUACAUCCAGGACAGAAAGCAUGACAAGACGGGCAGAGAUAAGAAA
This is a messenger RNA of Electrophorus electricus (electric eel), 3539 nucleotides long. NCBI's taxonomy places the organism in Eukaryota, Metazoa, Chordata, Actinopteri, Gymnotiformes, Gymnotidae. The record is from RefSeq and is a predicted model, not a curated record.